UUGUAGCGCUUGUGUUUGUGUCCGGGCGGAACGCGUUUAAAAUUAAGUUGAAUAAAAUAAAUGGAAAUGUUUGCCGUUCUUUUGCUACUCGCCUUCAGUUGCCUUGCCGCCUUGCUCAACUGUGCUUAUGUCAAAUAUGGCCGCCUCUACGCUUUGGGCUCACGUUUUCCCGGUCCACCGGCAUUGCCACUCAUAGGCAACGCGCUUAUUUUUCUCGGCAUUGAAUCCGACGAAUUUGUACGCCGCUGUGCGGGUUUGGCACGCGACUAUGGCAAUAGAAUACGCUUUUGGCUAGGGCCACAGUUAAACAUACUCCUGCACGAUUGGCGCGACGUGGAGGUAUUGCUCAACUCGAAUAAGUUGACCGUAAAAUCGGAUCAGUAUCGCGUCUUGAGUUGUUGGAUGCACGACGGAAUACUCUUGUCACGCGGUCGCAAGUAUCAACAGCGUCGAAAACUCGUAUUGCCGACUUUUCACUUCAAAAUGUUGGAGGAGUUUCUGCCUUGUUUUCAAGAACACACCGCUAUCUUGAUGGCGCAAAUACGCGCGAAAUGCGCUAAUGGCAAGCCCUUUGAGUUUUUGCCCUUGCUGGGCUUGUGUAUGUUGGAUACGAUUUGUGACACAGCGAUGGGCGUGCAAAUUCACAGUCAACGUAAUGCCGAUUGCGAAUAUGUGAAGGCGCUGAGAAGCCUCACGGAAAUCCUUCACCUUCGCAUGUUCGAUAUCAAGUAUUAUUUCCGUUUCAUCUUCCGUUGGACAUCAAAAGCGGCGGAAGCCAAACGCGCACUCCGAAUCAUGGAAGAUUUCGCUGAAAAAGUGAUCUUGCAACGGCGUAAAGAAUUGAUGCAUGCGCCGCUCGCACAGCAGUCACUGCCGGAAGAGGAUCAAUUGAUUGGCAUGAAACGUAAACGAAAUUUCUUAGACAUUUUGCUGAACUCGAGUAUCGAUGGCAAACCACUGAGUAACACGGAUAUACGGGAGGAGGUGAAUGUAUUUAUGUUUGCCGGCCACGACACGUUAUCCUCCGCCUUAAUGUUCUUCUUCUACUGUAUAUUCACCAAUAAGGAUUGUGAGCGCAAGUGUUAUGAAGAGAUUUGCAGUGCCUUCGGCAGUGACGGCAAUGUGAUCGAGAUGAAACGAGAGCGUUUAAAUCAGCUCCAUUAUGUGGAACUUUGCAUUAAAGAAACCUUGCGCAUGUAUCCGCCAGCGCCGUUGAUCGGCCGUAAAGCCGUGGAGGAGGUCACAAUAAACGAAAACAUCAUACCUGCCGGCGCAAAUAUUGGCUUCUCGCCGUACAUUUUCGGUCGCAAAUCGGAAGUAUAUGCCGAGCCGAACACAUUUAAACCGUCACGUUUCGACAUGCGUACACGAGCAAAUUCCACUGAACCACAACCAUGCAUACUCACGUCCUUUUCGGCCGGUCCGCGCAGCUGCGUUGGUCAAAAGUAUGCCAUGCUGCAGUUGAAAGUGGUUAUUGUGAAUGUUUUGUUGAACUUUCAAAUGGAAUAUGUGGGCGAUGUGAUGCAAGAGCCGAUGCUCUCCUCGGAAGUGACAUUGGGCACAAAAGAACCGUUAAUGUUCAUAGCGCGAGCACGUGGAACGGAAAUUGUAAGAUAACGUAGUAAAUAACAAAUGUAUUUUUGAAUUUAAAGAAUAUCAUUGAGGACAAUUAAACCUUUUUUAUGCUGCGCUGCCAUUGAAAAA
Molecule: messenger RNA, 1704 nt
Organism: Ceratitis capitata (Mediterranean fruit fly)
Lineage: Eukaryota; Metazoa; Arthropoda; Insecta; Diptera; Tephritidae
Product: cytochrome P450 4d1
Exons: 4
Coding region: 61-1617 (518 amino acids)
Molecular function (GO): oxidoreductase activity, acting on paired donors, with incorporation or reduction of molecular oxygen; monooxygenase activity; heme binding
Source: RefSeq, a predicted model, not a curated record